Molecule: messenger RNA, 1320 nt
Organism: Epithele typhae
Lineage: Eukaryota; Fungi; Basidiomycota; Agaricomycetes; Polyporales; Epitheliaceae
Exons: 3
Coding region: 1-1320 (439 amino acids)
Source: RefSeq, a predicted model, not a curated record
AUGUACACAGGUUGCGUGCAGAAGAUCGACCUCUUCUUCUCCCCACUUUUGCCGAGGCCAUCAAUUUGGACAGAACUCAAUGCAUUGCUCACCAAGGACGACCCCAUUCUCCCCCGUCUACAUUGGGUCGCACUGAUACAUCAGUACACAUAUGGUGAAUCCUGGAAAGCUGAGAGCGGACUGCUCGCACUGCUUUCACCUAGGCUACGCUGGGCAAGAAUCGACGGUGCAUAUGAUGAUAAGGAUUGGGACACCCUAGUUGCCAACCAUCUCCUCGCACACUGCCCCAACCUGGAAGGCGUCACCAUCGCCAAUACCGAGUGGAUGGCCUUGCUAUCAAACCACCAACGUCUGGAGAUGCUUCAUGUGCACGGGGACGAUCCGAGGACCGAAUAUCUAGCCUGCAUGGCCAACUGGCCCGCACUCCGGUCGCUCACUUUCAACACUAGGUCCUUGUCCCGAUCCGACCUGCCAAAUCUUGUCUCCCUACCUUUUCUUCAGAACCUCGAGAUUAAUGUUGAACCAUAUAGGUGCUGUCUCUCCUCCCCGCCCCCCUCACGGCUCUCCGCCUCGCUUCCCUCCCUCCGCUCGCUCUCUUACACUCUCUAUGAUGGAGGCUACGCUGAGGACCUCAGCGUCCCCCUCGACGCCAUCGGAGCCGCUUACGUACAUCUCACCGAGCUCACACUGAUCGUCCGCUCAUUAUGGAGCAGCCUCAUCAUCCACCUCUCCGACAUCCUCACGCCCCUCGCGCCUCUACAGCGGCUCCGCGUCGUCAACAUCACCAUCAAAGGCGAAUACAUGAGCUACAACGCACACGACCUUCGAAGGAUCCCGGUAGUGUGGCCUGCCCUCGUCGAGCUCCGGAUCGCGGCCGGACUUUACGCUCAGGGCUCGGACGACGACGUGGCGCCGCUCUGCGUGCUGCCGGACCUCACACGCGCCCUCCCAGAGCUGCGCGUGCGGCACCUCCCGCAGACGGCGUUCACCGCGGGGGUGCUGGACGUUGUCGGCGCCGGCGCCGGGCCGCCGCAUCGUGCGGUGUACGACCUCCGGCUGGGUCCGGUGAAAGUGCGUGGUUGGCGGGAGGAUGGCUGGGAGGAGGACGCGAAGCGCGAGGUGCGCACGUUCCUCGGCGCGUUGUUUCCGAAUGCCGGGCACCGGGUCGAGGUCCAGAUGAACGGCGCGUGUAGUACGGCGUUUCUGCGCGCCCUCACGCAGGUCGACGCGACUUCCGAGUUCACUCCAGGCAAGAUCUGCGAGAGGAGCGUGAAGCCCAAGCACGACGUACCACUUGUAUCGCCACGCGUGAUGCGUUAA